Molecule: messenger RNA, 1023 nt
Organism: Populus trichocarpa (black cottonwood)
Lineage: Eukaryota; Viridiplantae; Streptophyta; Magnoliopsida; Malpighiales; Salicaceae
Product: 60S ribosomal protein L18a-like protein
Exons: 6
Coding region: 250-675 (141 amino acids)
Source: RefSeq, a predicted model, not a curated record
AAGAAAAGAAGGGACAAAGGAAGAGUCAAUCUGUGUCAGCUUCAACAGCUAAGUAAUGAAAAUACCAAACAAGACCUUUACUUGUCUUCGACAACACUUUCUGGCAUCUCCACCUCCUAUAUAAUUUUUAUUUUUUUUAUCUACAAUAAUCAAGAUUCUCACAAUUCAGCUCCUGCUUUCUUUUCACAGCAGGUCAAUACAUACAUAUUGAACAAAUCCAGGCUCUUCCAAUACCCAGCCAUAGCUCACAUGGAUCCAAAUGCUGCCAUUGAGGAGAGAAAGGGUUUCAGGAAUGGCGUUGAGUUAGUGAAAUCUGUCUCUGAUAAGCACAUUGAUCUCCUCAGGCCAUCUGCUCGAUACUAUACAGCAUCAAAGGGGCAAGCAACAGAUGCUGCAGAUGGAGAAAAAGGAAAGUAUACUCUUAUUAGAGAUCCUGAGGAUUUUCAAGGGAUUUAUGACAAGCCCCUUCCAUGCUUUGGCUGUGGGGUAGGAUGGUUUUCUUUUCUUUUGGGAUUUGUGUUCCCAUUGAUGUGGUAUUAUGGUACAUUUCUUUACUUUGGAAAUUACCAUCGAAGGGAUCCAAGGGAGCGUGCAGGCCUUGCUGCUGCUGCAAUUGCUGCAAUGGUGUUUUCUGUCGUGUUGAUGGUCAUAGCAGCUUAUUUUUCUCUAUUUUAGGCCUGGUAAUCCGCUUCCAAGUUUGUUAGGCUUCACAUUUUCAAAACAAAACAGAUUCAAAUUUCUUGCAUGUGCAAUGUAGAUAACAUGUCAAAGCGGAAGAGCAACAAAGAAUAUGUUGAUACGAGAUCCUUCACAGAUGGAGAUACCUUCUCGGCUACACUAAAACAUAUACAAAAUCUUAAAAACAUUCUUUCCCCGUCUGCUGGCCUAAUGUAAAGGCUCGAGCAGAGAAAAUUCUCAAUUAGCAUGAAAUUUACUAGUGAAUUUAUGAAUACAGCAGUGAAAUUGGAUACUUUGUUUAUAUGUAAUACAUCUUAUGAUACCUCAAAAGGAAUAAGUUUGUUA